Molecule: messenger RNA, 1284 nt
Organism: Synchytrium microbalum
Lineage: Eukaryota; Fungi; Chytridiomycota; Chytridiomycetes; Synchytriales; Synchytriaceae
Exons: 7
Coding region: 1-1284 (427 amino acids)
Biological process (GO): positive regulation of transcription elongation by RNA polymerase II; transcription elongation by RNA polymerase II
Cellular component (GO): Cdc73/Paf1 complex; nucleus
Molecular function (GO): RNA polymerase II C-terminal domain phosphoserine binding
Source: RefSeq, a predicted model, not a curated record
AUGAGUGCUGAGGCAAAUGAUGAUGAUCUGGACUUGUUUGGCGAGGACGACGAACCCACCGAAAAUGUCAUCAGAGCUCCACAAGACGACGACCAGCAAAUGGAUGAUGCUCCAUCACGGAACGACGAUGACGAUGAGAAUGCUGGUAACAUGGAUAGGUUCUCUCCAGGACCAAGCAAGAAGCAUCAGGCUGACUUGUUUGGUGGCGAUGAUGACGACCAAAGUGAAGCUCCGCAAUCGCCAAGAGAACCGACACCACCUCAAGAAGAUCGAACUGAAGAGUACAGGCUCCCUGAUACUGGAAGUAUAAAGCAAGAAGGUGCUGAGCUCUUCUUUUCACGAUUGUCCAACUUGAUUGAUGUCGACUAUAAACCAUUCGAUGAAAUACAAUAUGCCACUGAUAAUCCAAUGCCAACUAUCGACCUCGACGAUCCAUCGCAACGACACAAAAAUGCAUCACAACUACGAGUCAAGGUUCUCUCAACAAUGAGGUGGAGGGAUGAAAAGGACGAGAAUGGAAAUCUACUGCGUCGAGAGUCAAAUACGAGGCUCAUCAAAUGGAAGGAUGGCUCCUACUCGCUCAAGAUUGGCGACGAGAUGUUUGAUGUCAUGGUCAAUCCACUCGAAAAGGCACAACAGUAUAUGGCAUCACCAAUCCCUACAGACGCUCUCUUCAGAAAUCGAGCUCGUUUCUUGAAAGAAAUGAGAUUCAAACCAUAUGGAAUUCAUCAACGAGCACAUCAAUUUUUGGCGCAGGAACUCGUUGCUCAGCAAGUAAAGAAAUCAAAAGUGAAAACACUCGCCCACCACGAAAUGCCAAAGGAACGAGGUCCAUCACUGCAGGCUCAGGAUAACGCAAAGUACAAGAAACAAUUGGAGUCUGGUCGAAAGCGAGUCACUCGCAGAUCCAGAAAUUCCCUGUCUGGAGAUACUGUCUUGUCAGAUUCAGAUGAUGACGUAGAUGAUCUUCGAUAUCGACGUGGCAAUCGCGAUAUCGCCUCACGAUUUGAAUCUGUUCGUGAUGAGGAAUAUGAACAAGAUGGAUUUGUGGUCAACGACUCUGAUGACGAAGUCAAAGGAGAAGAUGACGAGGAGGAAGAAGAAGAGGAGGAUGACGGUGACGAUGACGAAGAUGAAGCUCGAGAAAAACGUCUUCGAGAAGUAAAGGCAUCGGCACCAGAGCCUCGCAAACGAAAAGAAGCAGUUGAUGAAGAUGGUCCUAGCAGUGCUUCAGCGGGCAAAAUCAAAAAACGUCGCGUCGUCAUGGAAGACGAUGAUGAUUAA